Messenger RNA from Scylla paramamosain (green mud crab), 2775 nucleotides. RefSeq names its product docking protein 4-like. The transcript is spliced from 9 exons. Gene Ontology annotation, cellular component: cytoplasm. The record is from RefSeq and is a predicted model, not a curated record. Lineage: Eukaryota; Metazoa; Arthropoda; Malacostraca; Decapoda; Portunidae. Gene Ontology annotation, biological process: positive regulation of MAPK cascade; Ras protein signal transduction; cell surface receptor protein tyrosine kinase signaling pathway. The coding region runs from base 1 to 1323 and encodes 440 amino acids.
AUGGGACUUCAUGAAGGGACGCUCCACCUCCGUCGUAAAGGAGCUCUGAAGAAGAGCAAGGAGUAUUACGCUACACUGGUCGCCACCUCUUAUAAUGGCGUGGCGCGGCUCGAGUGCUAUGAGAAUGAGAAGCAUUCGCUGUCCCUGCAACCCACCUUCAUGGUGCUGGGUUCCGAUGUGGUGAAGGUGGAGAGGAUUACAUUGCCAGAGAAAGAAAUGAGGAAUGCUUUCCUGAUCAGCACCAGGAAUCAGCAUUACACGUUCUUUGUCAGCACUUCCCGUGAAUGUGACAUAUGGGUGGAGGCUCUCCAGAAGACAUUGUUUGAAGGCGUACAGGGUCCAAGGCACACUUUAUUGAAGGACAAGAUUAGUUCCACUGCAGUCAAUGAAGUCUACGAAUCUGUUGUUUCCCUUCAGAAGUCUGAAUUCCUGGUGAGGAGUGAUGAAGCCACCCAAGCCAGGUUGGGCGUGUGUGGGAGCAUCAAACUGGUGGUGGAAGAUGAGAGCAUCUCCCUCAUCACCCCUUCUUACAAAAUGAUUGUGCGAUGGAGUUUAAAGGAUAUCCGAAAAUUUACAGUGACAAGUGAAACUUUCUCCUUGGAGGCUGGCAGGAAGAGUGCCUUAGGGGAAGGUGUUUUCACUUUCCUCACUGAGGAGGCUGACUGUAUCAACCAAUUAAUUGACAUUAAGAAGAAAGUGAUGAAAGAAAAAAAUGAAAGAACAAAACAUCUUCCUAAGCCACAGACAUUGGCACCACCACCAAAGUCACAGACAUUUUCACCACCACCAAUCCAGUAUGCUUCAAGAACAGGGAAUCCCAAUCCAUGCAGUGAUGCAACCUAUGAAUCCCUUGAAGAGCUGAUGAUAUCCUCCAAUACCAAACAAAGACCAACUCCUACAGGCAAUAUAUGCCUUCAGCAGCUGCCACUAUCCAACCAAGAUGGACAUUCAACAGGUACACCAGUUGUUCCCACCAGAUGUUGCUGGUCUUCACCAACCAGUCAGGACAUCAGUUCAUCUGCUGUAAAUAAUCAUAAAACCCAAGUGAUUACAGGUCAACAGAUUAUUGAUCAAGUUCCAAUUUAUUCUGAACCAGAAAUAAUAACAAAUGCCUGGAAGUCCCAUGGGUAUAAUGGUAGUGAUGGUGAAGAGUCACUCUUGUACAGCAACCUGGAGUUCACCCAAAAUCAAAAGGAGGAAAAUCACUACUGGGUUGGUGGGGCAGCAAGGGCUUCUGUGGAUGUGAGACAGGAGAAACAAGACAUUCAAGAGGAGAGCCUUUAUGCAGUAGUUGAUCUUUCAAAGAAACAUAAAAAUAAGUAGAUCUGUCAAGCGGAUUUGAAUUGUUUCAAGCUAAUUUUGAGUACUAUUUCAAUUACUCAAGUGUCUGAAAGGUAAGAUAUUGAAUAUUAAUUAUGCUUCCUAUCAUUGUUAUUCAUUAUACUCAAUAAGUCAGGGCAAAUUAAAUUGACACCCAUCUGAAUCACUCAUUUAUAGUCCAUCUUGAGAUAUUCAAUUUCUGAAUACCUCAUUAAGUUGUGUGUUUGUUGCAUACAUAAGUAAGACUAGUGAAAAAAAAAAAUUGCUUCAACAAGGCAGAUCCUUAUGUACAGUGUUGUAGUUGUCUUACAACCAUAAUCCAUUCCAAAAUCGCCAUCCGAAGCAGUUGAAAGUGUAUGAGACUCACGGAUGUGCUACGCAUGUAGCUAUGAGGUGACUGACAGACGGUUGCAUUGUCGCAGCCUUGGAGGUGCCACUUGGUCAAAUUAUGAAUGAAUCUUAUUUUUUGAAGGCUGUGGAAUAUUACAGUAUCUUAUAACAAGACAAAUGGUAUUAAAAAGCAUGUAAUUUACCAAUAAGCAUUACACAACAACAUUAUUGCAGAGAUUAAAAGUACUCCUGUGAAAUGCUAUGUGGCAUCAUCACUCAGCUGUUUUCAGGGUCAUUCAGACUUUUCCCCCCCUCUCCUCCCUUGCUUCAAUGAUGUCGCGUAGCAUUUUACAGGAGUACUUUUAAUCACUGCAAUAAUGUUGCCGUGUAAUGCUUAUCAGUAAAUUACGUGCUUUUUGUUACCAUUUGACUUGUUAUAAGGUACUGUAAUAUUCCACAGCUUGCAAAAAAUAAGAUUUAACCAUUUGUAAUUUGACCAAGUGGCACCUCUGAAGCUACAACAAUGCAACUGUCUGUCCAUCACCUCAUAGCUACACGCAGAGCACACCCAUGAGUCCCAUACAGCCAAGGUGGCUGAUUCACAACAUCUAUAGCUCACAAAUUAUUUAUCCAGAAAGGAUUUAUUGAAUGAACUUAAUGCCAUAGAAUUCAUCAGAAGAUACUAUUUAGACAGUGCAGGUAUCAUCUUUGUCACUGAUCUAGUGAGAGAAGUCUUACAGAAGGAUACAGAAAGGAGCAACCCACUUACUGCCAAAAUGAAGAUAGUCAUAACACUUAGACAUCUUGCUGCUGGGAAAAGUUACUGGAAAAAUGCAGUUGUGCAGUAAUGAUGGUGUUGGAGGUCAUCAAGAGAGCCACAGGUGGCUCAGGAUAACCCCUGAAAGCCGAAAACUCUUUGUUUACAUUGAAGCUUUUCAGCAGGAUCACAGUUACCUUAUUUCAAAGAUUGAAUUACUGUCUUACGCUCUGUCUCUCCUCGAAGAAUAUAAAAACAAAAUAAAUAUUUAUAGAAACUAUAAAUUUGUAAGAAAUGGCACCUUUACUAUGUCUUUUGAUAUAUGGAAUCAAGUAACUUUGUUCUUGAACCAAAUUAUGUUACCAAAA